This is a messenger RNA of Coccidioides posadasii C735 delta SOWgp, 1809 nucleotides long. RefSeq lists its product as uncharacterized. Gene Ontology annotation, molecular function: nucleic acid binding; zinc ion binding. Lineage: Eukaryota; Fungi; Ascomycota; Eurotiomycetes; Onygenales; Onygenaceae. The record is from RefSeq and is a predicted model, not a curated record.
GAAGAACAUAAGACUUUUACCUUGUGUAUUCCUUUUCCACAUACAAUUCCUACUAGAGAUUCAUUAUCACGCUGAUCCGCGAAGUACGAUCCUCACAUUUUGCCACUCAUCCUUUGGUGACGCCUGACAAUGGUCUCUACACAAAGAAGCCAACCCCCUGAGACUCGCGAACCUAGUACGCCAGCAGAGAACCAACCUGAACAGCCACCUACCCUAGUUCGCGAGGAGACUACAAAUCCUGACACCUCAGCUCUCUCAACCGUCGACGAAACUGAAACAAACUCCGCGACCUCAGAGAGAGAGUCUACUUUAACAUCAAAAGAUGAAAUCCAACAGCUUCGCGAGAAAACCAAACUACUAAAGAAAAUGGUGAAAUGGCAAGCAAAGUUGAAUGACACUCUCCAAACCAGCCAAAAGCACUUGCGAAGUGAAUCCCUUGAUAUAGCUACCUCCAAUCCAACACCCGCGAAGCGCUCGUCAGUUUUGAGCCCACUGCAACACACAAAGCUCUACCAGACUGGCACCUACAAAGAAUACCGGCGGUUCACCUCCAAUAUUGAAUCCAUUCGCGACGCCAGCGGAUUGAAUAAUGAGGAGACCCUCGCGUACGCCCUCAUUGGACUCGACUAUAUUGAGAGCGAGCUUUGGGGGGUCUACCGCGAACAGAACCCAUUGAAGAACAACUGGAAUGGCCUCAAGGAAUUCCUACACAUGAGGCUAGGAGAUCCGACAAACCGCACGCGAAAAUCUUGGCGAGCACUUUUUAGCCUUCGCAAGAGUCCAGAUGAAACCGACUAUGCCUAUCACCGACGAUUCCUGGAGCGCACAUUAGAAAUUGGUGAAGAAUUUGAAGACCUCGCGAAGCUAAAGAAGAACCUCUUUAUAUGGAGCUUGGAUAAGCCCAUGCGAACCAAACUGGAUGAACAGCUGGAAAUACCAGAUGACAUUGAUGACAUAGUAGCACUGGCUACCCGACUCCGACCAAGUGUGUCAGUGGCCUAUGCAAAGAAUGCCCCACACGCGAAGCCUACCAAUCCAGUUGGAAGUGCUCGCAGAGGUAUGAAGACCAAUGACUCAAGGCUGCCAAUGGAUAAGAGGAGUCAACCCCAGAGACCCGUACGGGAGAUGGGGAAGGACCUUAUCAAGGAUCGCGAAGCCUUAAGGAAGGAUGGGAAGUGCUUUGAGUGUCGCCAAAAGGGGCACCUCGCGAGAGACUGUCCCAAGAAGAAGGCGUGGCUUGACGUUCGCAAUAUCAAGACCACCUAGCCUAACAAGAAAUUGGACUUGUUGAGGCUUGGGUCUUGUAGGAUUGUGGAGAGGGUAGACUCACAAGCCUACAGGCUGGAGCUGCCUCCAGGUCUGCGAACUCAUAACAGUUUCCAUGUAUCCCUGCUCCGCGAGCACGAGACCCGUGAAGGAAUAGAUAGCUCACCUCAUCAUGAAGUUCGCGAGGCAGACAAGGAUGAGAGGGUGUAUCAGAUCCGCGAGAUAAUUCACUCAAAAGAGAGAGGAUCACAAGCUGUGGUACAGAGUGCAUUGGGAAGGUUAUGAUGAUGAGAAGGACAAGACAUGGGUUCUGUGAGGACUACAACCCUUCUGACUGAGCUGGCAGACCAGUGGAAGGUUGUGCCAGGGCGAAGCCCUAAACCCUAGGCAGAGGAUUCACUAAAGGAAUAAAUGUUUAUCCAACAUGGAAGCUUAUUGUGUGUAUAUAGUGAGCUCUCACCCUGAACCCCCUUUCUAGAGCCUGUCUUAGUAUUUUGUUAUUAUAGCUACCUAGUUGGCAACAGUGAUUCUCUUCCUACAGCG